Molecule: messenger RNA, 458 nt
Organism: Gongylonema pulchrum
Lineage: Eukaryota; Metazoa; Nematoda; Chromadorea; Rhabditida; Gongylonematidae
Source: the annotation of a GenBank genome assembly
AUGGAGGAAGAUGAUGAUGGGUCGGAUCGAAACAGCAGCAGUAGUAGCACGUCGAAUGGCUUGAAUACGACGUUUAUAAUAACAGGUUCUGGCGAUCUGCCUUCCAUGGAUUGUGACGUAGAGGAAGACGAGGAGGAGAGAAGGAAGAAAGAACUUAUGGCUAACUUGGCGCUUAAUGUCGGCACUCAGGCGAUUGUGCCACAAGAGCUGCUGGAUAAUUUUUUGCGUAUGGUCGCCCCAUUUGAGGGGAAAGGAAAUGACAUACAUCGCUAUUGUGCGCAUAAUUUCCCGGCAGUUGCAUUCACACUUGGUCGCAAAAAUUGGCACUGUAUCAUGGGCACUUAUAAACAGCUAGCUUGUGAUAGUCAGGUACCAAAAUUCAAGCUUAUUGCUUCAUUUUUCUUUUUUUUUUCUAUAUGCUGUGACACUUUGAUCAAUAUAAUUCGUUCAUCGUAGUA